This is a messenger RNA of Quercus lobata, 1777 nucleotides long. RefSeq names its product Hyp O-arabinosyltransferase-like protein. The transcript is spliced from 8 exons. The coding region runs from base 296 to 1384 and encodes 362 amino acids. NCBI's taxonomy places the organism in Eukaryota, Viridiplantae, Streptophyta, Magnoliopsida, Fagales, Fagaceae. The record is from RefSeq and is a predicted model, not a curated record. Gene Ontology annotation, molecular function: glycosyltransferase activity.
AGAGAAAGAGAAAGAGAACGAAUAAGAAAAUAGUCAGCAGCCUGUUUCUCAAAUCACAAAUCCUUACAACUACUCUAGCUCAAAACGACGACUUUUCUAGUUUUCCUAUGACCCAUCAAUUCCUCUACCCCAUUUCCUCUCUUUCUGUAAAGUGAGAAAUCGCAUAAUACCCAGUAGCAAUAAUCUCUUCUACACUGUACUCUGUACACCAUUCAUAGAAAAGUAGAAGAGCUGCUCUGCUCUGCUCUCAGCUCUCUAGAGUAAAAGGAGAGUUGUAGAGAGCAAAAAAUCAAAAAUGGGUUGUGGGAAUGUGUUCUUCACACUACUCAUAACCUUCUCAGUAGCUCUAAUCACCUACAACAUAAUCAUAUCAUCCAAUGCUCCUCUCAAGCAAGAGCUUCCAGGCCCAUCCAGAUCUUCUUCAUCAAUCACAGUGGACCCCAUAAUCAAGAUGCCUGUGGACAAAUCCAGAGGUGGGUCCGGUUCGAAGAGGCUGUUCCACACGGCGGUGACUGCCUCAGACUCUGUCUACAACACGUGGCAGUGCAGAGUCAUGUACUACUGGUUCAAGAAGAUGAAGGAAACACCCAAUUCUGAUAUGGGUGGGUUCACCAGGAUCUUGCAUUCUGGGAAGGCUGACAAACACAUGAAUGAGAUCCCAACUUUUGUUGCUCAGCCUCUCCCUUCUGGAAUGGACCAGGGUUAUAUAGUCCUCAACAGACCUUGGGCAUUUGUGCAAUGGCUUCAACAAGCAGACAUUAAAGAAGACUACAUACUGAUGUCGGAGCCAGAUCAUAUUAUUGUCAAGCCCAUACCGAACUUAUCAAGAGAUGGGCUUGGAGCUGCAUUUCCAUUCUUUUAUAUUGAACCUAAGAAGUACGAGUCAGUACUAAGAAAGUAUUUUCCUGAGGAAAAGGGACCAAUAACUGACAUUGACCCAAUAGGGAAUUCUCCUGUCAUAGUUGGGAAGGAAUCUCUCAAAAAAAUAGCUCCCACUUGGAUGAAUGUUUCCUUAGCAAUGAAGAAGGAUCCUGAAACAGAUAAGGCUUUUGGUUGGGUGCUUGAAAUGUAUGCGUAUGCUGUUUCAUCUGCUCUGCAUGGUGUUGGUAACAUCUUGUACAAGGACUUCAUGAUUCAGCCUCCAUGGGAUACAGAAGUUGGCAAGAAGUUCAUAAUUCAUUAUACUUAUGGAUGUGACUACAAUAUGAAGGGUGAGUUAACCUAUGGAAAGAUAGGAGAAUGGAGGUUUGACAAAAGGUCUUAUGAUUCUGUUGCACCGCCAAGAAACCUUCCACUUCCUCCACCAGGUGUUCCUGAAAGUGUGGUGACUCUGGUAAAAAUGGUCAACGAAGCCACAGCAAAUAUUCCAAAUUGGGGAUCGUAGAGAAGAGACCCGGAUCAAAGAUUGCUUGAGAUAAAGCUAUGUUUUGGUUCAGGAUGAUAUAGGUGCUUGACACUCGUACAGAUGUCAUCUAUGCAAAAACGCUUGUUAAGUUUUAAGUCUUCUUAAAUUGGAUUGCGAACACAUGCCCUACUGAUCAGUUGGGAGUCCAAAAACUGCAAAAAUGUACAAUGUGGUGUGUAGCUUUAUGUGCAUAUGUGCCAAAGUUUGUAAUGCGAUAACCCCAAUAAAUGCGCCCUUCAAGAAUUAGGGGUUAUAGUUUUUACUAUUGAAAAAUGUAGAGAAGUGAAAGUAGACAAGUUGACGAGAUAGAGGUGCCAUUUAUUAUUGCCGUUUACUUGAAAAUUACAAGAACCCAGUUUAUUGCUUUGUUCU